Molecule: messenger RNA, 1448 nt
Organism: Molossus molossus (Pallas's mastiff bat)
Lineage: Eukaryota; Metazoa; Chordata; Mammalia; Chiroptera; Molossidae
Gene: RDH5
Product: retinol dehydrogenase 5
Exons: 5
Coding region: 27-1241 (404 amino acids)
Source: RefSeq, a predicted model, not a curated record
AUGCCUGGCCUGUGCCAUACUUGCAUAUGAAAUACAGUGAAGUCAACCAGCAGAAUUCAGCUUUCCUGACUCCACCUCCCAGUCUUCCCCCACCCCACCCCAUAUGCUUAAUACUCUGGCACCCAGUCCACCCACUGCAGACUUUGGCCUUAGCUGUAGCUUGUGUGGGAAGACUGGGAGCAAAGUCUCUCAAACAGAGCAAAGAAGAAUUUUCUGUUGUAGUACCUGCUAAGUUUCCCCAGAGGAGCCUUGGCUGCCACCUGCACAUCACUUGGCCUCCAACCAUGUGGCUGCCUCUGUUGCUGGGAAUCUUACUCUGGGCAGCUCUGUGGUUGCUCAGGGACCGGCAGAGCCUGCCCCCCAGCGAUGCCUUCGUCUUCAUCACCGGCUGUGACUCUGGCUUUGGGCGACUGCUGGCACUGAGGCUGGAUCAGAGAGGCUUCCGAGUCCUGGCCAGCUGCCUGACUCCCUCAGGGGCAGAGGACCUACAGCGGGUAGCCUCCUCCCGCCUCCACACCACCCUACUGGAUGUCACUGAUCCCCAGAGUGUCCAGCGGGCAGCCAAAUGGGUAGAAACAUAUGUUGGGGAAACGGGGCUUUUUGGUCUGGUGAAUAAUGCUGGUGUGGCUGGUAUCAUUGGGCCCACACCGUGGCUGACUCGGGAUGACUUCCAUCGGGUGCUGAAUGUAAACACACUGGGUCCCAUCGAGGUCACUCUUGCCCUGCUACCUUUACUGCAGCAGGCCCGGGGCCGGGUGAUCAACAUCACCAGCGUCCUGGGUCGCCUGGCAGCCAUUGGUGGGGGCUACUGUGUCUCCAAGUUUGGCCUGGAAGCCUUCUCGGACAGCUUAAGGCGGGACAUGGCUCCUUUCGGAGUACAAGUCUCCAUCGUGGAGCCUGGCUUCUUCCGAACCCCUGUGACAAAUCUGGAGAGUUUGGAGAAUGCCCUGCAGGCCUGCUGGGCACGGCUGCCUCCAGCCACACAAGCACACUAUGGAGAUGCCUUCCUUACUAAGUACCUGAAAGUGCAGCAGCGUGGCAUGAACCUGAUCUGUGACUCAGACCUAACCAAGGUGAGCAGGUGCCUGGAGCAUGCCCUGACUGCUCGUCACCCCAGAACCCGCUACAGCCCAGGCUGGGAUGCCAAGCUGCUCUGGCUGCCAGCCUCCUACCUGCCAGCCAGCCUGGUGGAUGCUGUUCUCACCUGGGUCCUUCCCAAGCCUGCCCAGGCAGUCUGCUGAAUCCAGCCUUCCAGCAAGAGGUUGUUCUUCAAGUACAAGAACUUUAUUUCUGUCCCCACCCCUGGUACUGUCUGGUGCCUGGCACAAAAUAGGCACACAAUAAAUGUGUUUAGAAAAAAAAAAAAGUAGGUGUGCAGAAAUGAAGGUGCUCCGUUUUUGUUGUUACUAAUCCUCAUCCAAAGAUUGUGAAAGAGACACAUCAUUCGA